GUUGAACUCAAGCGCCAGUGGAUGGAAUUUCGCUACUGUGACAAGAUCUAAUAACAAUUUAUUUUAGUUAUAAAAGGAAUAUGAUUUUGUGGAUAACACUCUUCGGAUUAAUGUGCAGAGCUUCAGCAGAUGAAAUUAGCUACCCAAUGUUACAGUUGCAGGAGGAUAUUGGGCAAUCCAAGAACUAUUGGCCGAAGUUGGUUCGGCAGGUUGACGCAGCGAAUCAGCUGCGAUUCUCGCCGAUUAUACAAGAGAUCAAAUACGAUGUGAUCAAGGUACUCAAAGAGGCAUUUCCCAAUAAGACAACAAACGUUGACUGCUUUGGCUCUCGAGUGGUAGGAGUUGGCAAUGAGAAUUCCGACCUAGACAUGUUUGCACAUAUUGAAUAUCCAGCACAAACGGCAGUUCAGCAGUUGUAUGCGACUGUUGACGUGCUUCACAAAAAAGCGAAUCAAACUUGGAAAAUAGUUAACACACUUGUCGAUACCAGAGUUCCCAUCAUAUGCCUGACCCACAUUCAAUCCAAGAUCAAAGUGGAUAUAAAUUUCUCUAAAGGAGCGGCUCCUGCGCGCGAUCUGCUUGUUAGUUAUAUGUUUGAUUUGCAGCCAAUUGGUCGCUAUAUGGUUCACUAUCUGCGGGACAGAACGAGAAGUCUUCUGCUAAGUUUUCAGCUGCGAAGUCAUUUGCACACUUUAAUGGUGAUUUAUUUCCUUCAAAUAUCACAGCUUUUGCCCCCAGUUAAAAACUUGCAACAAAAUUUAGUUCCGGACAUGGGGCCCGUAAUAACUAAAUUUAACAACCUUUCUCAUGUGGAAUUGGGAAUACAAAUGGUCGAUGUCAACCCGCAAACCAUACAAGACGCACUCCAGCAAUAUUUUAAUUUUUAUCAAACCUUCAACUACGAUAAAUAUACAAUAAGUCCAUACUAUGGAACAUGGAUAUCAAGAUCUGAGCUUAUAAACCUUUUGCCAAGAGGCUAUACACUGCGUGCCGUAGAUUGGAUGAGGCCUAUUUUGCUGCAGGACAUAAUCUACCUCAAUGAGAACAAUGCCGAUAGAAUAUCACUUGAGCAUCUAAAACGAUUUUUAUCCCUUUAAGUGUUAUGUUAAUAUUUAGA
Molecule: messenger RNA, 1117 nt
Organism: Drosophila navojoa
Lineage: Eukaryota; Metazoa; Arthropoda; Insecta; Diptera; Drosophilidae
Product: terminal uridylyltransferase Tailor
Molecular function (GO): RNA uridylyltransferase activity
Source: RefSeq, a predicted model, not a curated record